Messenger RNA from Suillus subaureus, 918 nucleotides. RefSeq lists its product as uncharacterized. The record is from RefSeq and is a predicted model, not a curated record. The coding region runs from base 1 to 918 and encodes 305 amino acids. The transcript is spliced from 7 exons. Gene Ontology annotation, cellular component: Prp19 complex; U2-type catalytic step 2 spliceosome; U2-type catalytic step 1 spliceosome. NCBI's taxonomy places the organism in Eukaryota, Fungi, Basidiomycota, Agaricomycetes, Boletales, Suillaceae. Gene Ontology annotation, molecular function: pre-mRNA binding; metal ion binding; U6 snRNA binding.
AUGCCCAAGGCCGAUAUCAACAAGGCUGGUUGGGAGCAAAGUGAAUUUCCCAUUCUUUGUGAAACAUGUCUGGGACCUAACCCGUUCAUCCGAAUGUCGAAACAAGAGUUUGGUCGCUCAUGUGGCACAUGUGCUCGCCCGUUCACAGUUUUCCGAUGGAAUCCAGGCUCCGGCGCACGGUACAAAACCACUGUGAUAUGUCAGACGUGUGCCAAAGUGAAAAAUGUCUGCCAGACGUGCCUUCUUGAUCUUGAGUACGGACUACCGACCCAAGUUCGAGACACUGCCCUUGCCAUUCAGAAUGAAGCACCAACCAGUGACAUCAACCGGGAGUACUAUGCGCAGAACAUGGAGAAUAAGAUGGAGGAUGGGAAUCAAUCCCUGAUGCAAGUUGGGACGCGGGCUACAUCUGCUGGGAAGGAAAUGCUGAAGCAGCUAGCUCGGACAAACCCAUAUUACAAGCGCAACCGCCCACACAUCUGUUCCUUCUUCGUAAAAGGAGAGUGUAACAGAGGAGACGAGUGCCCAUUUCGACAUGAAAAACCUGUUGAGAACGCACUUUCCCACCAAAAUAUUCAGGAUAGAUAUCAUGGUAACAAUGAUCCAGUUGCACGAAAAAUAUUGGCCAAUCAUUCGGAGGCGCAAGGUUUGAAGCCACCAGAAGACGAGAAUAUCACCUCUCUGUUCCUUUCCUCUCUCCCAGCCUCUGCAACGGAACUUAGCAUACGGACUCAUGUCAUCAAUUCAUUACCUCAAAUAUCUUCGUCACAGUUGCGGUCAGUCGUCCACGUCGCAAAAUCCCGAUGUGCAUUCAUCAACUUCAAAGAUCGUGAUUCUGCUGAGAGGGCAGCAGAAGCUUGGGCGAAUGGCCUAGACAUGGAUGGACGAACGAGUUCAUGUGAAGUGGGGAAGAAGUAA